Molecule: messenger RNA, 4824 nt
Organism: Lytechinus pictus (painted urchin)
Lineage: Eukaryota; Metazoa; Echinodermata; Echinoidea; Temnopleuroida; Toxopneustidae
Product: protein SFI1 homolog
Exons: 14
Coding region: 47-2080 (677 amino acids)
Molecular function (GO): phosphatase binding
Source: RefSeq, a predicted model, not a curated record
GUCUAUACGACUAGACUUUGAACGGAUCGGAGCCCGCGCCCAUGUUAUGUGUAUGUUGAGGAAACCAAUGAAAAUGACCCAGAAGCGCAAUUCCAAGGUAACCCUUCCGAACCUCUCAUUAGCCGAAGCCCAUCACAAAGCUGACAAAUUUUCUCUGAGUGACCUGCACCGUCAGACCAAUGCUGCUGCCAAACAGGCCAUCCUCUAUGAGCUCCACUCAUCGAUGCAGCUUCGAGCAGAGAGGAUUCGUCUCCAUCGGAAAGGUUCCUCAGAUACUCAUCAUGAUGAUGGUGAUGACGAUCUCAAAGAAGCUGCUGAAAGGGAGCCAGUAACGCAGGUCCCCUCCCGAUAUCAAACCAAACAUGUGACUUUUGGUGAAGCACAUUUAGAACCAAGACUCCAAUCCCGAAUCCCUGUUCCAGUUCGUCAUGACCCAAACCAAAGGUCAAGAAGUCACAAGGUCUCCAAUGUAAAGGAGCAGGAUGGUAGAAGCAGGGUUGCACAAAAUGUCAGAAGGAGAGGUGAUGGUGACAAUAAGCAUCAUGGGAACCAAACUGUAAACUUUGAGUAUACGUGGGGACAAAGAGGAAGGUUGAAUGAACUCAGAAUCAGGUUUCUUGCAAGGAAGUAUUUCAAGGUGUGGAGGAGGAAUGCUUGCACUGGUGUCAGACCAUCAAUUAUCAGGGAGCAUUACAACUCACGGCUUCUGCGGAAGAUGUUUGACGAGUGGAGAGAAUUCUGGUGGACACAGCGCAGAGAAUGGACCCUAAUGAUAAGAGCUGAGUAUCAUCAUAGAUACAAGAUUUACCAACAUGUAUGGAUGUGUUGGAGAGCAUUUGUUGUGAGAGAAAAAGUGAAGAAUGCCAAGAAAGAAAUCUCAAGCAUCCAUGCCUCAAGUACAUUGCUACUCAAGGCCAUGUUAGCAUGGAAGCACUAUGUCACAUUGAGGAGAGCAAAGAGAGUACUGAAGCAGAAAGCUGAGAAGGUUCAUCAGAGACAUGCACUGCAAUUCUGUUGGAAUGAAUGGAGGGCUGCCUUGCAGCAGCGCAGGGAGGAGAAUGAUGCUGACGUGUAUGCCUUGCAGUACUGGGCUGAGAGUCUCAUCCAGAGGGCAUGGAAUGCCUGGAGAAGAAGAUGGUUAGAGAAACAGGAGAUGAAGGAGAAAGAGAGGCAAGCUCAGCAUCACUACGAAAAGACACUGGUAUCAAGAUGUUAUCACCAAGGCCUGAUACCAUACACUCAUCAUAGGAAAGAGAAAAGGAGGAUCAAUGCACAAGCUUACCAGGUGUAUUCCCACAGACUAUUAACCCAAUCGUGGCAGCAUUGGAAUCAGAGAUGGUUUACCCGUCGAUCCUUAGCACAGCGCCAAGAACAGGUUGAUCGUCUUGGAAACAGAGCCAGGAUGAGGAGACUCCUCACUCAUUGGAGAUUCUAUAUUCAUCAAGUGCAUAUUGAGAGGAGACAAGAAGAUAUAGCAAGGAUACAUCAUAACACACAACUGAAGAAACUGGGUCUGUUAAUGCUGAGACUUGCUGUUGUUCAGAGGAGAGUGAAAGAAAGAAGAACAGAACAAGCAAUAGAAUUGCACCAAGAGAUGUUGGUGAAACGUUGUUGGAAUCAAUGGAUCCUGCAGUGUGAACACAGAGAAGAGCUUAGACUCUUUGCAGCUACAAGGAAAGCAAGACAAAUGCACAGGAAACACCUUUUGACUGCAGUAUUUCAGCAAUGGUGCCACUACACAGUAUGGAGAAGACAUCGCAAGGCUCAGUAUGCCAGGGCAGAUGCUCACUAUGCUAGGAGCAACCUGCUUCCUAAGUGUAUCCAGAGACUUAGAGACAAUGCUGAAUUAGAGAAGAAGAAGAGGGCACUCCAUGCACAGGCUAUGGAAUUCUACAGGGAAGGUCAGCUUGGUAGAUGUUUCUAUCGUUGGUGUCAAUCAUUUCAGUUGAGUCAAGAUGUUAGGAUGAUGGAGAGAAUGGUAUGUACAUGUACAGUACGUGUAGGUACUAAGGUAGUUCAAGUGUAUUCCAAGUGUGGACCAUGUUCCAUUCGCUUUUGUUCUCUCAUGAAUGAUGUAUGAGAUAAUUCUAAUUGGUCCUUGCAUGCUGGCAUUGCUCAUAAUAGUAAUAGGCAUUCAUAUGGCACCAUCUAUCUGAAAUAUUCUAUUCUGACGCACACAAGAGAAAAGACAUAAUUAGAGAGAUUGGAUGAGUGUCUUACAGCAAGUUUCUACAGAGAAUCGUUAAAAACGGUUCAUCUUUUCCGGAAUCGAAAAAUGGUAUUGCCCUUAAACCAACCUGUUUGUACAGAGCGAAGAUUCUGAUUAAACCACAUUCUGCGUUGCAAAUGAAUGGAUUAACUCUGCAAUAACCACCUCCCAGAGGUGGUUAUGAAAAACCGUAUUUUGUGCAAUGCGGUUCAUCAGUAAACCGCAUCGCAUCUGUUUCUACAGGGAAGUUUUCUGGAAUUCUAGAUUUUUACGCAGGUAAUACCGUUUAACGAUUCUCUGUAGAAACACGCCAUUAGUGUCAAGAACUGAUACUGUUACAAAAGAUAAAAUUUCAGUUUAGAUUUGAGAGUCUCUCAUGAUGAUAUGAUACCUGCCAAGUGUUUCUAUUAAAUACGAACAUUCCUAUUUUGGGAAAAAGAAAAUGGCCAUAGUGAUUUUAACCAGUUCGUUCUUAAUUGAAAAAUUGUCUGCUAUAAGGACAUUCCCAUUUCUGAAUUUUUCAAUGACUUUAAUCAAUGGGGAUGGGCAGGAAGAAAUUUCUCAAAUGCCAGAGCGCCUGUAGGCAGCACGGCCAUAGCCGGGGUAAUAAUAAUAAUAACAUUAUUGUAAUGCGCAGUUGAGUAUAUACAUAUAGAAAUUGUGCAAUAUAAAUGUACAAUUAUUGUUUAUGUCGUAGUCACACCAAGAAAACAAACUCGUAACUGACCAAUGGGAAAUGCAUGUCAAUGAAAUAAUUCAAUAGCUGUGUUUGGUUAAUGUAACUGCUAUAUAAUUCUGCUUCCUAUUCAGGCAAUGAAAUAUACAUGUACUCCAGUGUUACAAGUAGGGGUUGAGGCUUUGAUGGAUUGAAAUCAGUGUGUUCUGUGUUAUACAAUCAGUGAUCUUCAUCAAGUUUGAGGAUAUUUUUGAUUUUUUUUACUGAGGUAAUUUAAAGUGUUAAAUAGGGAACAUUUCAUCAACAUUUGUUUUUGGUUUUGAUUAGCUUAGAAGCACAGGUGUCUGACUGUUACUACAGGACAAAACCAUGAAAUGAUAUAAAAAGGUGUUUUUGUUUUAUAUGCCUGAACCUGCUUUUUUUUUAUUUUUUUCUUUCCUUUCUUACUCCUCUUCAUAAACUACACCCUUCCAUAUGAAUUAGAAAACAUAGACAAAUCAUUUUAGGAAGGUCCCCAAUAUAGGGGUCAGGUACAUUAUAUAUAUAUAUACAUUAUGGAAAUUUCACUCUUUUAAACUGUCUCAUAAAACAGAUUUUGUUGGAUCAUUUGGAUGAGCCUGUAUACAUCUCAAUGGAUUAUUUUUACAAAUACAUUGCAUUAAUAAUAACAGCCUCUUUUAAGACUAUUACUUGAAACAGUUGUAAAUUGGAUUUGACAAUUUAAAGCACUGUCAAGUUUUUAGGAAAUGAUUCACAAUUCUACUAAAAUGAAUACCUUUGCAAUUAAAAAGCAAUAUAAAUACAGUGUUGCUGUAAUCACAGCGGCUGGAACAGAGAGAAGCAUCAAUGUGUGCUGAUCUUUCUUCGUGCUAAGUACUACCUACAUCCUAGCCAAGAUAUAUUGGCUUUGACUUUGGCUGUAAUUACAGCACAUUUUGGCCCCAAAAUAUAGCUGACUAUGGCUGUAAUUACAGCGUAUUGCAGUUCCCUCCAAUUUGGCUGUAAUUCCAGCGCAUUGUUGCCUACUCUGAUUUGGCUGAAAUUACAGCGCAUUUCUGGCCAAAAAAAUAACUGACUUGGGCUGUAAUUACAGCAGAUUGUAGCAUAAGAAUAUGCAGGACUAGAUCUACUAUGAUCUUGCUGAAAUUACAGCGCAUUCUGGUCCAAAAAAUAUAACUGACUUUGGCUGUAAUUACAGCAGAUUCUAGCUUAUUCUGAUUUGGCUGAAAUUACAGCGCAUUUCUAGCCCAAAAAAUAUAACUGACUUGGGCUGUAAUUACAGCAUAUAGGAGCCUAAGAAUAUGCUGCCUUAUAGAUCUACUCUGAUUUGGCUGAAAUUACAGCGCAUUUCCGGCCAAAAAAUAUAACUGACUUUCCUGUAUUUAAGAAUAUGCAGGCCUAUCCGGGAGGCCUAUUGAAGCAAUUAUUGUAGACUAAAAAUACAUCCACUGACUUUGGAUGUAAUUACAGCAUGAUUGCCAGGAGUGGAUCCAGGAUUUUCCAAAGGGGGGGGGGGGGAUUUUCAGAGGAACAGGUAAAACAGGGGGAACAUCUCUGUUUCCAUGGCAUUUUUACAUUACAAAUUUUAAAUUUUGCUUCAAAGGGGGGGGGGGGGGCUGGAUCUGUGUCAGAUGAUUGUAGUGUUGUGAGCUGGAAUCAUCAGAUAGUAUUAGAAGGCAUCUAAACAAUAAUUAUAUUAACUGAAAUAUGUGUAUGUAGUACAGCAUGAAAGGAUCUACAACAAGAGGGAUACACGAAGGUACGUGAUAAUUAACUAAUUAUUUAUUAUUGCAUUCACCAUAUUCCUGGUUUCAUUAUUUGUUCACAUCGUAAGCAAGAAGCCAAAAACAUAGAUGAUAAUAAAACUAUUUACUCAAAGCUCAUAAAACCUUUGGGUACACAUUGACCUAACUUUGGAAAUACAAAACAAGAGAGAGGU